Molecule: messenger RNA, 3253 nt
Organism: Megalobrama amblycephala (Wuchang bream)
Lineage: Eukaryota; Metazoa; Chordata; Actinopteri; Cypriniformes; Xenocyprididae
Gene: postnb
Product: periostin, osteoblast specific factor b
Biological process (GO): cell adhesion; extracellular matrix organization
Cellular component (GO): extracellular matrix
Molecular function (GO): cell adhesion molecule binding
Source: RefSeq, a predicted model, not a curated record
UCCCCCUCAGCUGGAGCCCAUUUCUUGCUCUGAAGUCUCACAGUGGGGAAAGCAGGGAUGAAGCUACUCUUUGCAGCUACUUUUGCACUCUUUGUGCUGUCUGCCUUUGACCAGGCAGACUCCUCAGCCUAUGACAAAAUAGUUGCACAUAGUCGUAUUCGAGCAAAGAAAGAAGGACCAAAUGUGUGCGCUCAGCAAGUCAUGGGGACAAAGAAGAAAUACUUUAGCACUUGCCGUAAUUGGUACCAAGGGGCCAUCUGUGGAAAGAAAGCGACUGUGUUGUAUGAGUGUUGCCCAGGUUACAUGAAGCUGGACGGCUUGCGAGGCUGUCCUGCAGUUGCUCCCAUUGACAACGUUUAUGGCACCCUGGGCUUGGUCAAAGCAAAAACUACCCAGGAUUACUCUGCUCUAUCCAAGCUAAGGCAAGAGAUUGAAGGUGCCGGGUCGUACACCUUCUUCGCACCCAGUAAUGAUGCCUGGGAUCUUCUCGAUUCGGAAGUGAGGAAUGCUCUGGUGAGCAAUGUUAAUAUCGAGCUGUACAAUGCUCUGCAUUACCACAUGGUCAACAAACGUCUCCUCACCAAAGACCUCAAGAAUGGAAUGACCGCCACCUCCAUGUACAACGACUUGAACCUGCUCAUCAAUCAUUACUCCAAUGGGGUUGUCACUGUGAACUGUGCCAGGAUCAUUCACGGCAACCAGGUGGCCACCAACGGAGUGGUCCACGUCAUUGACCGCGUCAUCACGGCUGUUGGCAACACCAUUCAGGAUGUGAUUGAAGUGGACGAUGAACUAAGCACUCUGAGUACUGUGGCUACUGAGGCUGGUUUGAUUGAGAAGCUGGGUCAGCCGGGACACUUUACCCUGUUCGCCCCCACCAACGAUGCCUUUGAGAAGCUGGAUAGAGAGGUUUUGGACAGGCUUAUGAAAGACAAGGUUUCCCUCCAAGCUCUCCUCAACUACCAUCUGUUGAACUCUGUUCAGUGCUCUGAGGCCAUCAUGGCCGGCACGUCUCAUGAGACCCUGGAGGGCAGCAAUAUUGAGAUUGGCUGCGAUGGCGAUAGUCUCACAGUCAAUGGCAUAAAGAUGGUACUCAAGAAGGACAUUGUCACCACCAAUGGAGUCAUCCACCUCAUCGAUGAAGUCCUCAUGCCCAACUCUGCUAAACAGGUUACGGAGUUGAUUGGAGAAUCUCAGGGCACCUUCAGUGACAUGAUGACAGAGCUGGGCUUGUCUGCAGCCAUGAGACCCCAGGUUGAGUACACGCUCCUGGCUCCACUCAACGCAGCCUUCAACGAUGAGGUGAUGUCCAUGGACCAGAGCUUCCUGAAGAUCAUUCUGGAAAACCACAUCCUGAAGAACAAGAUUGUGCUAAGUCAGCUGUACAAUGGUCAGCGCCUGGAAACACUCGCAGGGAAACUUCUCAGAGUCUUCGUCUACCGCACAGCUGUCUGCAUUGAGAACGCCUGCUUGAUCCGUGGAAGCAAAGAGGGAAGUAACGGUGCCCUCCAUCUCAUGAAGACCCUGAUUACGGCACCAGAGUCCACCAUGUACGAAGUUCUGUUGAAAAACGGAAGAUUCAAAAUAUUUUUGUCCCUGAUGGAAUCAGCUGGUCUGACUGGUCUGCUCAGAAAGCAAGGAGAUUACACACUUUUUGCUCCAACAGAUGAGGCUUUUGCAGGGCUCAGUGAGAGAGACUUGUCUCUUUUGAAGAGUGACGUUAACGCCCUCAGAACCAUUCUGCUCUAUCACUUCAGUAACGGCGUCUUCAUCGGUGGAGGCUUGGAGACUGGAGUCACUAACCUCCUCAAAACUCUCCAGGGCAGCAAUUUGAAGGUGUUGUAUGUAAAUGAGAGCAUGCAGGUCAACACUGUGAAAGUUCCUGAAUCGGAUAUAAUGGCCACAAAUGGAGUUGUUCACUUCGUCAGGACUCUUCUGUACCCUGAGGAUAUACCUACUGGGAGCCAGGAACUCCUUUCACUCCUGAAAAGGAUCAUCCGAUACAUCCAAAUUAAGUUUGUUACUGGAUACAGAUAUCAGGAGAUCCCUCUGAUGUCGGGAGUCAUCCCGGGAGAGCGUGUUUUUGAGAGCUCCCCAACCAUUACGAAGGUUACCCGUGUGAUUGAGGGUCAACCUUCUAUCACAAAGGUCACCAGGGUAAUUGAAGGACAGCCUACCAUGACUAAGGUUACGAGAGUUAUCGAAGGGGAUCCAACAAUGACCAAAGUCACCAGAGUCAUUGAAGGGGAUCCAACUAUGACCAAAGUCACCAGAGUCAUUGAAGGUCCUGAAUAUUCAGUCACCAGCUCCUCCAAUAUGGAGCUUUAUGAUAUCGGCGAGGACCCUGGGAGCAUCACUAGAUACAUUCAAGAGGGAACAAGAGUGCCUGGAAGAAGACCUGCGAUACCCCGGAGGAGAACCCAGAUCUAGAUUGUGAGCACAAGUAGAAAACAAGACCUGAAGAGUAUACCAUAUACUUCCUUCAUUUACUUGCGCAGUGGUCCAGAACAUACCAGGUUGAAGUUGAGUUCAAGGCAAAAGAAAAACAAACUCAAUAUUGAUCAUUCCUGUUUGCUCCAGAGAUAAUGGAUGAUUUUUGUUCAAGUACAUUUGGUACAAAAUUCCCUGUAUGUAAAUAAGCUCUCUCUCUCUCUCUCUUUUGUUGUAAAGUAUGGUUUGAAAAACAAAAACAGAGUUUCAUCUUGGUCAUGAAUAAAUGGUCAUAUAUGUGACAUUACACAAGACAACAUCUGAUGCUUUCUAAUGAUCUUGUGUUACAUGAUUUGGAAACAUUUGUACAACCAUGCAUUACCAGUAUACAUUAGCCAUUCAAACUCAAAAAAUGGAAGCGUUCAUAUGAAAUACAUGGUAUAGGGUAGAGUUAAAAUGAACAAAUGCCUUAAACCAGUAGUAUGAAUUUAUUUUUCUGGGGUACGGUUUACCAUUGCACGGACUAUGAUUUUAUGGUGCUCAUGUUUAGAUGGUGUAAAAUCUAAAAUAAAAAUAGAAAAUAUGUUGCAUUGUUUUGUUACAAGUCUUUUUCAUGUUUCUUUUUAUGGUGGGAUAGAGGUUUAACUGUUUUUCCUUGAUGCUUUUGUUUGUGUAAAGUGUGUCCAUUUGUGUAAACUGUGCAUAAAUGUGCUGCACAAAAAAACUGAAUUUUCACUUUACCAGUUAAUUUGACAAACAGGUUUUGGCUCCUUUGCAUUUAUUUUUCAAUUUCCGUUAAUAAACUCAACUUUUAAACAUGGAA